GUAUAUAAUAGGUGAGGUACAUCUCUAGAGAGUUCAGAAAAGUACAAAGACUCGUGGAGAAUCAUAGCAUUGUAAGAACCAUACCGGUUCAGGGCCAACACACAGGUAUCCUUCCCUUUAUCCAGCACAUGAACCAGCACUAAACAUGUGGACUUUGUUAUUUGUAGUAUUUGCUACUGGAUCGCCAGCUUUACUUCAGGCAGCCCCAGUUCAGGGUUCCGGUGGCAGAUGCGGCUUUGCCGGUGUUUUUCAUGUUGAGGGAACCAGCCGUUACUCUCUUACUUUCCAACAGGGUUUUGAAUUGUGUCAGAGUUUAGGUUACAAACUCGCAACACAGGAACAGGUCAAUGACGCUUAUAAAAAAGGCUUGAGAACAUGCAGAUAUGGCUGGAUAGAUGGACAAAAUGUCAUGUUCCUCCCACACGUUAAUGGUUCAAACUGUGACUCCAGUUCCACUGAGAUCACCUUCCAUCCUGAAGUGGCAGAAUAUCUUUCCAAUGUCUACUGCUUUAACCCGUCAAGUGAGAGUAUAAAAAAGCAGGAUACAUCACUAAACUGUGAAGAUACUGGUAAAUCUAACUCUGAGAGCUUAACCAAUGGAAACACAGCCACAGCAAACGAAAAAACACAUGAAGACAUUCUUACAGAGGUCGAGACUGAAGGCUUUCUACUAGAUGUGGAGGAGAUAAUGGGAAGAGUAAAAAGAGAAAUUUCUGCCCCCAAAACUGAUGAGAAACCCCCUGUGCCUGCCUUGGAGGAACCCUCUACAAUGACACACAAUGAAGACAGCAAAGGCCCUACAAGCAAGCCCCAUUUUGGGAAGAGCUCAUCCUCUGUUACUCCUAGGGUUUCGUUCUUUGAUACAGAGGGCAGUGGAUCAGGAUCAGUUGAGUCGUUUACACAACCUAAGCCUAGUCAAUUCACAAUAACAGCAACUGUCACAAAGGCAGCUCAGAGUACAUCAGUGCCAGACAAAACUGAGAAGAAUCAAAUUCAUGAAAAGAAAUCUCGAAUGGUGGAAAGUCAUAAAGAUGCAUCUUCUGCAGACAUAAGGAAUGUGGGAGCAUUGCCUCCACCUGCACCCAUUCACGAGGAGAGUGGACCAUCUACUUGGCUGAUAAUCUUUGCAUUCUGUGUUGUUGUUGGAGCCAUAGUAUGCAUACUUGCUGCUAUUGCUACUAGAGACAAGUGGUACGGACCGAGACAGAGCAGAAACAUCACAACUGAAGAGCAGAAGAAAGACUACAGUAAAUCAGAAACACUGCCACUGUCACAGAAAGAACAGGAGAUAGUGGCACUGAUGAGUGUCACGAAGCUGCAGAAUGGUCAAAAGGAGGACAGUACUGCUGCCAGUCUGGAUGAAUGUGAGAAAGAGUAUUUAAUGUAAAUAUUUGAAAUUCUGCAUAUUGUGUAUUAACAGGUUUCAACUCUACUGUACUUUUUAUUUGCACUAGUGAUGUUUUUUCUGCUCGGAGUCCGAUUUUUAAUUCAGUUUGCUUCUGUUUUUGUUGCUUCAGAAUUAAAAAAAAAAAUCUUCUUGUAUUUCACAUUUCUUUUUUAAUCUAAAGUAUUAUUUUUUUU
Labeo rohita (rohu) is the source of this 1581-nucleotide messenger RNA. It is a transcript of the gene cd44a, whose product is annotated as CD44 molecule (Indian blood group) a. Lineage: Eukaryota; Metazoa; Chordata; Actinopteri; Cypriniformes; Cyprinidae. Gene Ontology annotation, biological process: cell adhesion; positive regulation of ERK1 and ERK2 cascade; inflammatory response. The record is from RefSeq and is a predicted model, not a curated record. Bases 146 to 1387 code for a protein of 413 amino acids. Gene Ontology annotation, cellular component: macrophage migration inhibitory factor receptor complex; basolateral plasma membrane; plasma membrane. Gene Ontology annotation, molecular function: cytokine receptor activity; hyaluronic acid binding. The transcript has 8 exons.